CCGAGUUGUCCAGUUAAGCUGCGCAGAGAAACUCCAGGAGUCAGGACAACAACAAAUCUCCGGUUGGUUGCUGUUCGACAACCGAAACACAAGCAGGGAUGUCGGAGCCUGCAGAUCGUAGAUGUUCUGUCUCGUCCGUCUCUCUGAUUGAGAUCAAGACUGAGACACAUCGAGUCCUCCAGGCUUUUCUUGAACGAACCAUCUCCACCCCCCACAAAGACAGGCCUGGCAGGAUAGCAGGAGCCUAUGAUGAUCAUAACAAGCACAGCUCGUCGCCACAGUCUAAACGAAAGGAUGGAGCAGACGCUCAAACGGAAAAAGAAGACGACAAGAAGACUGGGAUCAAGGACCUGAUGAAGAGGUCCAUUAUUCGUGGGAAAGGUUCACUGGGCCGGAGCAGCAAGCCCAAACAGUCCCACCCUACAGAAGACAGCCUCUCACCCUCCUCAUCUUCAGAUGAAGAAGUUGAAAAACUGAGGAAGCAAAAACAAGUAAUCAAAAAAAAGAUUGCUUCGUUUUUCAAAAAGAAAUUAAAGGAGAAAAAAGAGAAGGAGAAAGAUCAAAAAGUACAAAAUGAGAAAGAACAAGACAAGAAAGCGGCAGCAGCAAACAAACCCUUCGCUCCUGGUCAAUUUCCGGAGUUUUAUAAUGAAAUAGCUCAGAAGCUGGAAGACAUCAUCAAACAGUCCACCAAGAUAAAGACGCCAAGCCCAAAACUAAAGCGACCGCCAGUGUCGACCAGUCCAACACUACAGCGAAUAGCCAUCUCCAUGGAGGUGUCCCGGCGCAUGGUGACGGCCACAGGAAUGCAGCGGAUAGAGGGCUUCGCAGAGCGCUACAUGGACAACUUUAUCCCCUGGGUCAAAAGUCAUGGAGGAUGGGGAAAGGUGCUGGAUAUAGACAAGACUGAGGAGUGGGAUUGAUGUCAUGAAUGUGUGUUUAUCAUGAACCAUGGCUCAACUGGACGAUGUCAUCAAAAAUGGUCCGAGGAGCUGAUCAGCAGAGUCUAAUCUGACCGGUCACAUUCCAUAGACGUGGUCUCUUUGGUUCCUCCUGCACCAGAGUACAUUUAACCACUCAACCAGGGACCAGCUUAUUGUCACUGCUGCUACUAGCCUUGGUUUUCAAGGACCUGCUAUCCUUGAAACUAAAACUAAGUAGCUAAAUCCAUUUUGUUGUGGAAAAACAAAGAACAAAAACCAAAUCGACUGCU
Poecilia reticulata (guppy) is the source of this 1213-nucleotide messenger RNA. The record is from RefSeq and is a predicted model, not a curated record. NCBI's taxonomy places the organism in Eukaryota, Metazoa, Chordata, Actinopteri, Cyprinodontiformes, Poeciliidae.